AUGCCAGCUUUCCAAGGUGGCAUUUUUGGGGGCUCAAACCCUUUCCGCUCUGGCGGUGGUCGUACGGGUGGCGGUGGAGGCCGACCAAGCCAGCCUCAACCGAACCCGUAUGAGGAUUACGACAACUCGCCUCCCAUGAUGGGUGGCAUGCGCAGCCCAGGUCCCACGUACGGCGGCGGAAUGGGCAGUCCCAUGACAGGCGGCCAGACACACUCCUACUCCACAUACCAAGACUCGGACGGCAACAGACACGAAGAAGGUUACGGUCCAGGCGGUCCCUUCAGCAACUCCGCCCGUGGAGGAAUGGGCAUGAGCCAAGGUCCACCACCACAAGGACGCCCACACCCAGGAAGUCUCCUAGGCGGCCGAAACACCGGACCAGGCGCUUUCUCCUCCUCCUUCUGGAGCGGCCCCAACCCCUUCCGCAGCAACGGCGCCAACGGCCCUCCAAACGGGCGCAGCGGACCCAACACCGGACCCCGCGACCCUUCCUUCAGAAUGGAAGUCGAACCAGCACCCAUGCCCCCGUCCAACGGUCUCACAAGCGAAACCUCCGAACUCAUCGCCGACUUCCUGGCCGAGCAAACACAGCCCUUAGGCGGACCCAUCACACCCCCAAAUGCAGAAUGUCCGAUUUGUCUGGAGCCGCCCAGCGCGUCGCAUUUGUGUGUUCAGAUUAAGAAUAUUCCUGGGUGUAAUCAUCUUAUUGGGAGGGAGUGUCUGAAAGAGAUGUUGGUGAAUCGGCCGGAUGAUGCGAAGAAGUGUCCGAUUUGUAGGGCGGAGUUUCUGGCGGAAGAUGGGAUUUGGCAGGAUUCGGAGCAGUUUCAGCAGUUGGGACGGGGUGGUCCGGCUGGGUAUGGGGGUGGACCUCCUCCUGGGUAUGGCGGUGGGAUGUCGCCGAGACCUGCUGGAUAUGGUGGUGGUGGACCUCCUCAUGCUCCUCAGAUGCCUCCACAAGCACCUCGUCCAAUGCCUCAGCCAACACCUCGUCCGACACCUCGUCCAGCACCACCCAGUUAUGCCAGUGCAGCUGCUUCACCAGCGCCUCGAGGUCCCCCAAGCUACAUGGCAACACCUCGUCCACCUCCAACACCUCGUGCUGCUCCCGGACCUAGUCCCCACGCCGCUCCCCCAGGUCUUCGCAACGCGAUGCGCGGUGGAGCCAGAGUUCAUGGCAUGGGCGACGUUGGUAGAGGACGGGGCAACGAGCAAGACGACGACGGUGGCAUGCAAGGUGGUCCCCCAAUGAUGAAUCAGGACAGAUGGCCGCCUGAGCCACGUGAACCCGAGACCAACUUCGGUGGCCGUGGUCAACAGCUUGGCUAUAUGGACGAACGGCAGCUUUGGUAG
Messenger RNA from Alternaria novae-zelandiae, 1350 nucleotides. RefSeq lists its product as uncharacterized. The record is from RefSeq and is a predicted model, not a curated record. Lineage: Eukaryota; Fungi; Ascomycota; Dothideomycetes; Pleosporales; Pleosporaceae. The transcript has a single exon. The coding region runs from base 1 to 1350 and encodes 449 amino acids.